This is a messenger RNA of Lasiosphaeria miniovina, 1840 nucleotides long. RefSeq lists its product as uncharacterized. NCBI's taxonomy places the organism in Eukaryota, Fungi, Ascomycota, Sordariomycetes, Sordariales, Lasiosphaeriaceae. The record is from RefSeq and is a predicted model, not a curated record. Gene Ontology annotation, molecular function: FAD binding; oxidoreductase activity. The transcript has 5 exons. Bases 332 to 1744 code for a protein of 470 amino acids.
UCAUUGUAUCAUUUACCUAGGUGCAGCCAAUAGCCGUGGGCUUUGCCGGUCGACAACUGAUUCGAUGACAGUACCGCCUUUCGCUCUUGCCCCUCCUGUCCUAUUUGUCCAACCUUCGUUCAUUUUGCAGCAUUUAAGCUGCCGUUCAUUUUGCAGCAUUUAAGCUGCCUGGUCUACCUUACCCACGCUGUUCAGGGUUCCUUCUUUCUAGGUCUUCUACUCGUUUUGCCAUUCCCUCUUUUGUUUCCCCCCGCGCGCCCCCCCUUCUUCCUAUUGUCCCGACGCGUCCUAUUGUCCGAAUUGUCCCAUUUCCAUCAUUACUCGCAAUACCAUGGGCAACUACCCGAGCGCGCUCCAGCAGUGCAUCGACACGGUCGGCAACGGCCGGUCCGGCUUCGCAGCCUAUCCGUCCAACCCCUUCUACCAGAUAUCCUGGACCAAACCCUACAAUCUUGACGUCCGCGUCACUCCUGCCGCAGUUGUGCGGCCCCAGACAGCCGAAGAUAUAUCGGGUAUUAUCCAAUGUGCUACCGUCAACAAUGUCAAGGUCCAAGCCAAGUCCGGAGGCCAUUCGUAUGCGAACUACGGCCUUGGCGGCGACAGCGGUGCCGUCGCCAUCGACCUGGUCAACUUUCAGCACUUCAACAUGGACAAGACCACCUGGCAGGCAACUAUCGGGGCCGGCUUCCGCCUCGGCGAGGUUACUAAGCGGCUCCACGGCGCCGGCGGCCGAGCCAUUGCCCAUGGCGUCUGUCCCGAUGUUGGCAUAGGCGGGCAUGCCACAAUUGGAGGGCUGGGUCCAAUGUCGCGCAUGUGGGGCUCUUGCCUUGACCAUGUCAUUGAAGUCGAGGUUGUGACGGCCGAUGGAAAGAUUCAAAGGGCAAACGACAACAAAAACUCGGAUCUCUUCUGGGCCCUGAAAGGAGCAGCCGCAAGCUUCGGAGUCAUUACGGAAUUCGUUGUUCGGACACACUCAGAGCCAGCCAACGUCGUUCAGUACUCGUACUCGUUGAACUUUGGCACCCAGGCUGAGAUGGCAUCAUAUUACUCGGCCUGGCAAGACUUGAUAUCCAACCCAGGACUCGACCGCAGAUUUGGGUCCUUGUUUAUCAUGAUGCCGCUCGGGGCCAUCAUCACUGGCACCUUUUACGGCACCGACGAUGAGUACCACGCCUCAGGAAUCCCCGCUUAUCUUCCUAAAAGCGACAAUCAGGUCGUGGCGAACGACUGGCUCGGAUCCAUUACCCACGAUGGCGAGAACGAAGCGCUGUACCUAUCUAACCUGCCCAACCCGUUCUACUCCAAGAGCAUCGGUUUCAAGCGCGAGGACAUGAUUUCACGCGAGGGCAUCAAGAAGCUCUUCAGCUGGGUCGACAAGCAGGACAAGGGUACGCUACUGUGGGCCAUCAUCUUUGACGCCGCCGGCGGUGCCAUUGGCGACGUGGCCAUGAACGGCACGGCCUUCGCCCACCGCGACAAGAUCCUGUUCUAUCAGUCGUACGGCAUCGGUUUCCCGCUGUCGGACAAGACCAAGAAAUUCCUGACCGGCUUCCACAACCAAGUCCUGUCCGUCGCCCCAACCGGCACCUUUGGCACCUACGCCGGCUACGUCGAUCCUGCCUUGACGGACGGCCAGGAGCAGUACUGGGGCCCCAACCUGGCCCAGCUGCAGAACACGAAGCUGCGGUGGGAUCCGCUGGAUAUCUUUCACAACCCCCAGAGCGUCCGUCCAAUUGCCUCGUGAAGGACCAGGUCAGACACCGGGGAUUAGGGGGGUAGACGCCAGAUUUCGUCUGCCUGAUCGCAUCUCGUCGGCCUGAUCGCAUCUCGUCGAUAGUUU